CUCGUGUUGGAAGUUGCGAGAUAAGAUGGCAGCUGAGGAGGGCGGUAUCGUCUACACCAAGGAGCAGGACCGCCACUUCAAGGCUCAGGGCGCCACGCAAGAGGUACGGCAUCCCGCCAUUGACACCAUCUCCGCCCUCUGGCCUUGCCGAAUGCAUGGACCUCUGUGACGGUUGUGUCCAGAUGCGUGUGGGCUAUGUGUUGCGUGCCGUUGUGGAGCCCGUGAUGGAGAGCACCGGCGAAGACCUGGCCGGGGAGGGGCAAGUCCAUCGCGAAGGGCUCAAGGAGUUCCUCGCGAAGACCUGCACCAUCUUCCGCAAGGUGCGCUGACCACACAAUAUACGGCCAGAGAUCCAUGGCUGCAUGGUGGAUGUGGCCUUCUUCUUGGCGCGUUUGAUGGAUGGACGGACGAAUGCAUUGGAUUGGCUGGGUGUCAGGAUGAGUUGUCGCGCGAGUGGAUGGAGUACGUGUCCCGUGAGGUGCCGGCGGUGUCGAGUCGCCGCCCGCCCACCUGGAAGGCGCAGAUCCCAUGCCUCACCUCGACGCUGCAGGUAACUAACCCACACAGUCCACUCACACCGAACGCACGCCACACGCGCCGAUGGAUGGAUGGCCAUAUGUGUGAUGUGUUUCGUGUGGUGCGGUGUGUUGUGUGCAGGAGUACACCAAGGUUGAGGUCAAGAUAGAUCGUCUUCGUGGCGGCGUUGCGGAGCAGGUGCACCUGUUUGAGAAACAGGGCGUCAGGGUCGCACUGGCCAGACUCAUGAUCAUGGCACACGACGUCGUCUGUAAGCAAUCAGACGAGAGGAGAGGAGAGGAGAGGCAAGCUGUCUUUAUCCAUGCAUCCAUCCAUCCAUCCAUCCAUCCACACCAAACAUCUAUCUAUAUUGACCUGUUUGACGUGGCCGGUUGGUUUGGUUUGGUUUGGUUUGUGUGCAGGUGAGACUGCUGAGACGAUGUACAAUGCGUUGGUGAUGCGGGCGGAGACCCUCCGGGCCCUCACGGACAACAACUACGGCCUCCCGCCUCACGCCGAGGUCGGCCCACGAGGGACAAAGGGCGGGAGGGAGGGAGGGAGGGAGGGAGGGAGGGGAGAGAGGAGGGAGGCUCACUUUUCUCUCUUUGUGUGUCAGGUGUUGCGUGACAAUCGCAAGGUGUCGGAUCUCAAGAAGCUCUGGUCCGGACACCAUGCACACACAUCACAGGAAACGAGUUGCACCAGGUGCAUCUUCCCGUGUGUGUGUGUGUGUGUGAUUGAUGGAUGUGCAGGAAGAGUUUGACCAAGCAGGAGGCUGAGGUGCGCGCCAAGCUGCAGGUGGCCCACCACCCCCACAUGAUGCCCAUGCCCCUCCCGGACGGCACACACCCGCCCCUGGACAACCACAACAACGACGGCAACGGAAACGGAGAACACAACGAGCCCAACGACCCCAACGAGCGCCUGCUGACCCUCGCCGCCAUCCCUGCCGGCCCGCCCAACGGCUACCCAUACCCACACAUGGUGGUGCCCAUCACCAUGCACCCCAUCACACACGAGCGCGCCUCAUCCUCAUACGCCGUGCCCGCGUCGGCCAAGUCGUCCGAGGAGUUCAUCCAGGACGGCAACGCCAACGGCAUCCUGCCCUCACCGGCAGCAGCAGCAGCAGCUGCGGCUACGGCUGCUGGUGGGGGUGGUGGUGGUGGGGAGAAGCGCAUGUCUGAAGAGGCGGUGGCCAACCUGCUGUGCUCGAUGAAGGAGGGGGCCUCGCUGGACACGCGGCGCGGCCGCAAGCGGGGCUCGAGCAAGGCGGGCGGUGCGGAGGGGGACAAGGAGGGGGGCGGCAGGAAGCGACGCACCACCACCAAGAAACGAGACGAGAAAAUGACGCAGGAGGCCCAGGGCAUGUAAGCCAAGGAGAGAGGGAGAGAGAAUGGGCGUCUCCGUGUUGGAUUUGUGGUGUGGUGUGGUGUUUUGUGUGUGGGCUUUUAGAUUGGCGGGGUUUCUCGGCCACCCUGGCGGCAUGUAGCUAUCAGAGACAGACAGACAGACAGACAGUUGUUGACGGGGAGAGAGGGGGGAUAUGUCCAUACGUACCAUAGCUGACUGACGGCCGGCAUUCUUGAGCAGACACACCAGACUGACCCACUCUUAUACGUGUACAGACACCACCGACCACACAUAGCGCUUCCGAUUACAGCCACGGCAGAGGGUCUGAUUGAUGGGGCGAGCGAUGGUAUGAUGGAUGGGGGACUCAUUCGUGCCGCCAUGCAGACGGCGAGACGACCCCUGCGUGCGUGCGUGUGUGGAUGUGCGUGUGGAUGUAGCUGGAGAGACACAUAGCAUAGGUUCAAGCAGCAGCAGCGGUAACACGCACGCAGAAGGAGC
Vitrella brassicaformis is the source of this 2364-nucleotide messenger RNA. Lineage: Eukaryota; Vitrellaceae. The record is from the annotation of a GenBank genome assembly.